Puccinia graminis f. sp. tritici CRL 75-36-700-3 is the source of this 1382-nucleotide messenger RNA. RefSeq lists its product as uncharacterized. The coding region runs from base 10 to 864 and encodes 284 amino acids. The transcript has 3 exons. The record is from RefSeq and is a predicted model, not a curated record. Lineage: Eukaryota; Fungi; Basidiomycota; Pucciniomycetes; Pucciniales; Pucciniaceae.
GUUCUGGUUAUGUACAACAGGCUGGGUGGGAUCGGCAAUGACAUCACUACUGGAGGGAUAUUCCACUGGAAUAUGGGGUGGGAUAGUCAUUCAAUGUUUUGGAAUGUUUUCAACUGUUUGUUUCCCAGUCAUGGUUUCUGUUUUUGUUGGUUUUGUUCGCUUUUGCAUCCCAGUACUCCAUGGUCUUUUAACUCACUUCCAUCCACCAGAAACCCACUUCAGCCUCAACCAACCACCCAGAACCAUCAACAACAACGACCAUCAUCAACAACAAACCAACAAAACACACAACCAACAAACCAACCAACCAACCAACAACCAACCAUGAACCCCAAAGCAAGCUCAACUAACAUCGAACAGCCAUCAAAAACAACACCAACGAACACCGACAAACCAAACAACGACAAGAACCGGUCCAGCGAUCUCAAUCAAACUGCCACCACUAACACCACCAUCACACCCUCUACCUCCCAUGCCAUCCACUCAAACAACCAGUCAGCUGGAAGGCCGCUUGCCUGUGGCCGUCGGCGUCGUCACACUAUCAGCAACAACCACAUCGAGUUCAUGUUCUACCAUUGCUUGAGGGACGACAUUGACGAAGAUGAUGAGGAUGAGCACGACGAGGAUGAUGAGGAAGACUCGGAAUCGAGCUAUCAUCGGAUCUCCCCCAGGCGGCAGGAACAAACCCUGUUCGAUAACCAUCAUUGCGAUGUCAUCGUCCUUAAGACCGAUAACGGAUGGUGCUUUGAUCAGGACAUCUUCUUACCGGCUUGGAGGCGGGAUGCGUAUGAAGCAGCCGGACAGGAGGAUGGAUUCACUGGGCAACAAGAGUUGGUCAAAGUCGAUGAGAUCCGAGUCGACUGAACUGUCCGCUUCGUCAUCAACCCGUCUUCCCCCGCCUCGUCCAACCCCACCAAGAAUGAUAUCCCUAUUUCUCCACUCCCCUCCUCCCCACACACCUCCAUCCCUUCAAAAAAACAAAACAAAAGUCUACUCCUCAAUCGCUUGUCCCUCACCAACGCUGUCCUCCUUGGAUCGCAUCACACUCACCUUCGCCCGUCGCUCCAAGCUCCCUUGGCCUUCUCUUCAAACAUUUUGUUUUCUGCCCUCGUUUCAUUGUUUUAAUGGGGUUUGACAAGUGUACAUGAGUGUAAAACAAACAACCUCCUUUUUCUUUUUCUUCUUCUUCUUCUUUUUUGAACCAACCCUGUUCAUCUCAAUGUUGUCAUUUUUACUUAUCCUUCUUCCUCUUGUUGUCUAAACAAAAUCAAGUAAAUAAAUGAAUAUAAACAUAAAUAAAUAAAUAAAUAAAUAAACAAGUAUAUACAUUGUUACCAAAAAGAAAUAUAACCUCUUCCCCCCACCAACUUGAUGUGAAUUUC